CACUGGGACUGGAGAUGUAAACUUCACCAGAUAUGAGACUCAACUUCAUAUGUAAAGCAGCUCUGCAGAAGACAGUCACUGGAGGAGCCUGAUCUGGGAACAGUGUUUAUAACAGUGACGGGUGUGUGUGUGUAUCAGCGAUGGCCGCGCCGUUUGUUCCGGUUCCGGUUCCGAUAGACCGAGCCCCGCGGAGAGCAGCCGUCUCAGUGCCGGACCGAAGCCAGAGUCCCGUGACCCGGGCCAGACUCAGCGGCUGCGAGCGAUCCGUGCAGUUCUCCAGCUCGCCGAACCCCGACUCCAGCUCUCCUCAUCUGGACUCCAGCUCUCCUCAUCUGAACUCCAGCUCCCCGAACCCCGAGAGCGCGCCGGAGAGCCCGGGUCACUGGCAGGACCGGCCCAUCACACCCACGGUUCUGGGAUACGAGGUGAUGGAGGAGCGGGCCAAGUUCACGGUCUACAAGGUUCUGGUGAGGAAGACUCUGGACGAGAGCUGGGUCGUGUUCAGGCGCUACACUGACUUCUCCAGACUCAACGACAAGCUGAAGGAGAUGUUCCCCGGGUUCCGACUCGCUCUGCCUCCCAAACGCUGGUUCAAAGACAACUACGAGACGGACUUCUUGGAGGACCGUCAGCUGGGCCUUCAGGCCUUCCUCCAGAACCUCGUGGCCCAUAAAGACAUCGCCCACUGUGUGGCGGUUCGGGAGUUCUUGUGUCUGGAUGAACCGCCCGGCCCGUUCGACAGUCUUGAGGAGAGUCGGGCGUUCUGUGAGACUCUAGAGGAGAGCAACUACAGGCUUCAGAGGGAGCUUCUUGAAAAGCAGCGAGAGAUAAACUGCUUGAAGAAAACACUGGAAGAGAAAGAGCGGCACAUCCAAACACUGGAAGGCGGAAUCAACGGUGCGGUCCUGACCCCUGAGAGCCCGUGUGUGUCGGGCAGUGACGGCAGUGUGGACGUCGAGUCUUCGGCUGCUGAGGCCGAUCAGGAGCUGCUGGAGGAAAAGCAGUGUGCGCUGCAGUCGUCUCAGAGCUCAGUGUGUUGGUGUGGUCCUGCCGUCAUCAGCUCUUCUCCUCCUGUGAUCCAGGUCACUCCUCUAGAACACUAACAUCUCCUUCACUGUGUUCCUGUGGACGGAGGAGUCAGCUCAGCCCAAAGACACACACACACACACACACACACACACACACAGCCGGCAGGAUCGCUCAGACAAUCACACUGACACUGGGUUCGGCCGCGGCUGGAGGAGCAUCUCAGGGUCACGUCUAGGUUUUAUUUCUGGUUUUUGAUGUGUAAAUGAGUGAGACACACACACACACACACACACACACGUGACUCUUCGGUUUGUCUCUGUGAUGACGAGACCCUCACACACACACACCCACAUACACACACACACACGUGACUCUUCAGUCUGUCGAGCGGUUUUCACAUGACAUCACUCCACAGAUCACAUGUUCCUGCUCAUUCUGUGCAUUUCAGGUCAUAAUCGUAGUUAAAUGCUGCUAGUGUGUGUUUAGGUCACUGAAGCCAUAUUUCCUGGUGUGUGUGUGUGUGUGUGUGUUGAUCACAGCGAGGCCUGAAGCUCCAAAUCAUGCACUUUACGUCCUGAGGGAUUAUGGGAUAGAUGCUUCUACACUACUUGAUGAAAUCAUGUCCAAACACCACGGUAAAGUCGUGUGCCUUCCCACACACACACACACACACACACACACACACACACACACACACACACCAUGAGUUUCACUGAUGACACAGUGCCUUGCGUCUUUUCCCUCAGCAGAAUUUUAUGUAUUUAUAUGACUAACGUUAGAAUGGGCUUCGCCGGGUUGAAGGUCCAGGUGUGAGUGA
Rhinichthys klamathensis goyatoka is the source of this 1846-nucleotide messenger RNA. RefSeq names its product sorting nexin 16 (gene snx16). Gene Ontology annotation, molecular function: phosphatidylinositol binding. NCBI's taxonomy places the organism in Eukaryota, Metazoa, Chordata, Actinopteri, Cypriniformes, Leuciscidae. The coding region runs from base 141 to 1103 and encodes 320 amino acids. Gene Ontology annotation, cellular component: extrinsic component of endosome membrane; late endosome; early endosome. The record is from RefSeq and is a predicted model, not a curated record. The transcript is spliced from 8 exons. Gene Ontology annotation, biological process: protein targeting to lysosome; endosome to lysosome transport; early endosome to late endosome transport.